CAAAUGGGGCGCACCAUGCGGCUUGACCGCUGAACAGACGCUGACAAUGUUUUCAACUAAAGAAUACCUUCAAAAAAAGACGGGUCCUUAUGGAAUUGGGCGCCUAAGCUUUCUGCAGUCGCUUGUGACGGAAUUUCAAGACUCAUCAAGUGAUGAUGCCAAGCACCAGGUGUUAGCAAAUUUGGCAAAUUUUGCUUAUGAUCCUGUCAACUACGAAUUCAUGUGGCAGCUGAAUGUAGUCGAUCUGUUUUUGGAUACACUAGAAGAGUCUGAUGAGACACUGGUUGAGUUUGCAAUUGCUGGUGUAUGCAACCUGUGUUUAGAUAAACAGAAUAAACAGUUUAUUUUGAAGAAUGAUGGUGUACGUCUGGUGUUAAGAUGUUUAUCCAGUCCAAAUGAAGAAGUCGUCCUGUCUGCCGUUACAACUCUCAUGUUUUUGGUGACACCAGAAUCAAUAGCAGAAAUUACAAGCCUGCCUGUAGUGGAGUGCAUGCUGAGGUUUUCCCAUUCCUUGAACAAAAGACUAUCCAACUUAGCAACAGUAUUUUUAAAGGAUUACUGCAACAAAGACCAAAUUGAGAAUGCUCAACAACUACAGAGACAGGGUAAAGGGUCAGAGUUCACCACAAGGUGAUGCAGAUUGUAAUGAAAUAAAAUCCAGCCUUCUGUAGAUGUGUAAAGUACGGUACCAAGGCAUUUUGUGGAAUGAUAAGAACAGAUCUGUAAUACAUCACUGUGUGUAUGAGUACUGAGGCUGUUGAUAGGAUGGGAGACUGUGUGAUUGUAAGAACCAGUGGGUCAGUGAUAACAGAGAACAGAUCUGUAAUACAUCACUGUGUGUAUGAAUACUGAGGCUGUUGAUAGGAUGGGAGACUGUUUGAUUGUAAGAACCAAUGGGACAAUGGCCAUAAGAAAAAGAUCUGUAAUACAUCACUGUCUGUUGAUAGGUAGGGAGACUGUUUGAUUGUAAGAAUCAAUGGGACAGUGCCAUAAGAAAAAGAUCUGUAAUACAUCACUGUGUCUGUUGAUAACAAUGACAACAGAGCUCUAGUAUCCUUAACUUUUCUCUGUCAUAGAUUUCAUGUGGAAUAUUGUAUAUAAUGGAGAACAUUUGAGGCUGUUGCGACAUUGUAGAUGGCUUUGGGUCAGUCAGUAAAAAUGUUUUGACAUCCCAUCUUUUAAUAUGGGCUGUUCACUUAGUGAGAGGCCUGAGAGAAAGACAGCAGUAAACAUUGUUGAUAGGAUGUCAAGUUAUUGACGGCAAUGUUUUAAAUUGUCAUCUGGCAGUGUAAAAUGCAGCAGCAGAUCUUCUACCAUAUUAAGACAGUACAAUUUUUGUGUGUGUUCAGGACAGAAAUAUUAACAGUAUGGGUAUUCAAAUCAAAAUUAUAAUGAAUUCUGUCAAUUUCUUCUCCUAGAUCAAAGACAUUAAUCUGAAAUUAAAAAAACCCAGCUAACCACAACUGUUAGAAUGUACAGGUAUGAACUGAUUAUCAAACUGACGAUAUGCCAACUUUACUAUGUUCUUGUCUGAUAUUACAGCUUCUUGGCUGUGAGGGCACUGCUGUUUUUAAAGUUAUCAGAUGAAGUAUGGGUGUGUUGACAAAGUCAACCCUGCUGUCUGAUAGAUGAACAAUGCAUAUUGAAUGUAUCUGAGUUUUUUACAGAUUAGAUUUGUUUGAUUUAUUACUGCUGGUAUACAUGUAUGUAUAAAAUUUACUUACCAAGGUUUCCUCUCUCCAUAAUGCUGGCCAUCAUGUGAGUGAAAUGUCCUUGAGUACAUUGUAAAACACCAAUCAUAUAUAUAGAACAAAUAUAUUUGAUAAAAGUUAUCAAAAUGCCUGCAACUCUUUCUUCAACUGCAAUCUCAAUGUUUGUGCUUUCUGAAGGAUUAACUUUAAACCUGUAACAGGGAUCUCUGUGGACAAGUGGUAAGCAUGCUAGAGCACAAUGACAGCAGGUUCACACCAACAAGGUCAUUGUGAGUUUGGGGCCUCUGUGGCAGAGACAAUUAACAUGCCAGCAUGGCGCAAUGAUCCAGAAGCCUCUUACCAGUGUGGUCGCUGUGAAUUCAAGUUCAGCUCAUGAUGGCUUCCUCUGUGGCCUUACGUGGGGAAGGUCCCUCAGCAACCUGUGAAAGAUCGAGGGUUUCCCUCGGGUUAUGUUUGGUUUCCUCCCACCAUAAUGCUGGCUGCCAUCGCAUAAGUGAAAUAUGCUUAAGUACAGCAUAAAACGCUAAUCAAAUGAAUAAAUAAAUUGUGAGUUCAAGUCCAGCUCAGAGUGGCUUCUUCUCCGGUUGACAUCAGAAGGUGUGGCAGCAACCUGUGGAUGGUCUUUGGCUUCUCACCAUAAUGCUGGCUAUAGUCAUAUAAGUGAAAUAUUCUUAUGUACAAUGUAAAACACUGUUGAAAUAAAUCUGACUCUUGACCUAUGAGGUUACGCUCUCAAUUUUGGCCUCCGUUGAUUAUAUCAAAGCAUUAUACCGAAGGAAUGGUGUGCAUACCUAUGUGCAUAUGUGGGAAAGUGCAUGUCAGUGGUUGGAUUUUACCGUGGGCAUUCUAGUUUCCUCCUCCCACUGGUGAAAAAUUCUGGAAUGUGGCAUUAAACAAUUGGAUUAAUGCAUAAACUAUGUUUGUGUUUGUUGUGUGCUGGAGAAAGUAUGGAGUAAUGCGUUUCCUGUUAAACCCCCUGGCGGCCUUCCACACACAUGUAUAGACCUAUCUGUCUUUAUAAAAGUCAUACAUUGUUCUUGAGUCUGAAGAAGUGGAUGUAAUUUAACGUCAGGUAACUCACCCUAAAACUGUAUAAAUAUUGAAACGUCAAUUAUGAA
This is a messenger RNA of Liolophura sinensis, 2830 nucleotides long. Its product is annotated as armadillo repeat-containing protein 7-like. Bases 47 to 634 code for a protein of 195 amino acids. The record is from RefSeq and is a predicted model, not a curated record. The transcript has 7 exons. Lineage: Eukaryota; Metazoa; Mollusca; Polyplacophora; Chitonida; Chitonidae.